CGGAAAGUCCCGCCCCACGGCGACUUGAGACGUCAGAGUCGCCAUGGCCAGCUACCACUACGGGCAGGGCUGCCCAGGAGCUGGAGGACAAGCACCCGGAGCCCCUCCGGGUAGCUACUACCCCGGACUCCCCCAUGCUGGAGGGCAAUAUGCUAGCGGGGUACCCCCUGGUGGCGGAUAUGGAGGAGGUCCUGCCCCUGGAGGGCCUUACGGACCACCAGCUGGUGGAGGGCCCUAUGCACACCCCAACCCUGGGGGGCUCCCUUCUGGAACUCCAGGAGGACCGUAUGGUGGCGCGGCCCCAGGGGGCCCCUAUGGACCACCACCUCCAAAUUCCUAUGGUGCCCAGCAUCCCGGGCCUUAUGGACAGGGAACACCUCCUCCAGGUGGCACCCCUCCCAAUGUGGAUCCCGAGGCUUACUCCUGGUUCCAGUCAGUGGACUCCGAUCACAGUGGCUAUAUCUCCAUCAAGGAGCUGAAGCAGGCCCUGGUCAACUCCAACUGGUCCUCGUUCAACGACGAGACAUGCCUCAUGAUGAUAAACAUGUUUGACAAGACCAAGUCAGGCCACAUUGAUGUCUACGGUUUCUCAGCCCUGUGGAAGUGCAUCCAGCAGUGGAAGAACCUCUUCCAGCAAUAUGACCGGGACUGCUCGGGCUCCAUUAGCUACACAGAGCUGCAGCAAGCUCUGUCCCAGAUGGGCUACAAUCUGAGCCCCCAGUUCACCCAGCUCCUGAUCUCCCGCUACUGCCCGCGCUCUGCCAGUCCUGCCAUGCAGCUAGAUCGCUUCAUCCAGGUGUGCACCCAGCUGCAGGUGCUGACCGAGGCCUUCCGGGAGAAGGACACAGCUGUGCAGGGCAACAUUCGGCUCAGCUUCGAGGACUUCGUCACCAUGACAGCUUCUCGGAUGCUAUGACCAGCCCAUCUGUAAAGUGGGGAGCGCACCAAGGGACUUUUCCUGGCUCCUAGGGUGGGAGAAGCAUGUGGGCCUCUCUUCAUUUCCUGCCCUUCCUAGAAAAAGAAUUCUCCCCUGCCUGAUUCAGCAUUGUUCCCAAAGAGGGCUGGGAGUCUGUGUCAUAGCCACCAGGUAGUGGGGACCUGGGCUGAGACCACACAGGUAGGGGCCUGACCUAGGAGAGGACUGGAAAUUGAAUGUCCUUUUACGUCCCUGAGUAUUUAAAUGGCACAGGCUUGCGCCAGGUGCCAGAGAUGCUGGUCAUUGCAAUGGAGUUAGUGUCCAGUCAGCUGGCUCCAGACUCUAGCUUUUCCUUCUAUGCCCUGACGCCAGGUAAGUGUUCAUCAGCCUCUUAACGAUUGGCCCCUGCGUUCCCUCACCCACGCUGUCUUGUCAGAUGAACCCAGUUUCUCCAGAAUGGAAUCUGACCAGGGUGAGAGAUUUGCCCAUGGGACCAGUGGCUUGGAUUCCACCCCCCACAAGUCCGUGUGUGUUGACUUCUAGCUGCCUGUUCAGGGACCUUGGGCAGUCUGCUCUCUGGGCAUCUUUGGCCAGGCUACCCCUCUGCAGCUUGGACCCCUCAUACUUGCCUGCCAUCCUCUGCUUGGCUUCAGUCCCCAGGGGACAAGUUGCUACCUCCCACUGCCAAUGCUUUUUUUUUUUUUAUUUGUGGUUGUUUUCAUUUGGGGCCAAAAGUUUGGUGCAACUGUAAGCUUCAAUGCAAGAAUAAAGCUCUGGAGUUCCACAUUUUCCACCACC
Delphinapterus leucas (beluga whale) is the source of this 1714-nucleotide messenger RNA. RefSeq names its product penta-EF-hand domain containing 1 (gene PEF1). Gene Ontology annotation, biological process: COPII vesicle coat assembly. Gene Ontology annotation, molecular function: calcium ion binding. NCBI's taxonomy places the organism in Eukaryota, Metazoa, Chordata, Mammalia, Artiodactyla, Monodontidae. The record is from RefSeq and is a predicted model, not a curated record.